AUGCUCGUAGCUGACGCAGUGCCUCGAUCUGUCCUAUUGUCAACGUUACUGGUUAACAUCCAAUCAACCCAUCAAGAGACCCACACUUUCCGAGCACUUUUGGACACUGGAUCCCAAGUUAGCUUCAUUACGAAGAACUGUGCUGAUCGUCUUUCACUGGCACGACGUCACUGUUCAGCUCAGGUGAAUGCCUUCUCAGGCACGUCUGUUAAUGUGGUAUCAGUUAUAACUUCUAUCAGGCUGUCACCAUUGGGAAAGUCUGAGCCACUUGUUCCUCUCGACGUUUUCAUUGUAUCCAAAAUUACAGACGCCACACCUCAAUCAAAUAUUAAAUCUUCUUUGUGGUCUCAUUUGACGAAUUUAGAUUUAGCUGACCCAACAUUCAAUAUUCCUGGUCCAAUCGAUAUUUUACUGGGGGCUGAUGUUGCACCUACAUUACUCACGGGAAAUCGCAUCGCAGGUCAACCUUUAGAACCAACUGCCUUUGGUACUAUCUUUGGAUGGGUAUUGAUGGGACCAGUCUCACCAAAACAGACAAAUUUGGUUACUUCUUUGUUAGUGACUUCUAAUCUAUCGUUAGAACACUCCUUGACCAAAUUCUGGGAAAUGGAAGAACCACCUAAUGUUCAACAUCUAAGUUCCGAUGAAAUUCAAGCUGAAGCAAUAUUCACUUCUUCAAUUAAACGCCUGGAAUCCGGACGGUUCAGUGUUGCAUUACCCUUCAAACAUUCACACCCCAUCCUAGGAGAUUCCAAAAGUGGAGCCCUCAAACGGUUCCAUAGCCUCGAACCUCGAUUAUCACGUGACGAAAAUCUUAACAAAAACUAUUCAGACUUUAUAAGGGAUUAUCUUGAAAAUAAACACAUGGAAGCGGUUCCGAAAAAUAAUCAGAAUACUCCUUAUUGUUAUUAUAUACCUCAUCAUUGCAUUCUACGCCCGGAAAGUCAGACGACUAAGCUCCUCGUGGUUUUUGAUGCAUCGGCUCGAACCACCACAGGUCAAUCUUUGAAUACAAGCUUAUAUACUGGGCGCAAGCUACAGCAAGAGAUCACUCAAAUUUUGACUCGUGCACGAGUACAUACAUUUUUGUUCACUUCGGACAUAAAGCAAAUGUAUCGGCAAAUCGAAAUCCAUCACACCGAUCGGGGCUACUUGCGGAUUUUUUGGCGUUUCAACCGUGACUUACCCAUCGAUGAAUAUAGGCUAUGUACCGUUACAUAUGGCACCUCCUGUGCUCCAUAUCAAGCACUACGUACGUUACAACAUUUAGCAAAGAUUAAAGGAGAUAGAUUAUAUAAUAUUUAA
Molecule: messenger RNA, 1305 nt
Organism: Macrosiphum euphorbiae (potato aphid)
Lineage: Eukaryota; Metazoa; Arthropoda; Insecta; Hemiptera; Aphididae
Source: the annotation of a GenBank genome assembly